Bursaphelenchus xylophilus (pine wood nematode) is the source of this 3202-nucleotide messenger RNA. Lineage: Eukaryota; Metazoa; Nematoda; Chromadorea; Rhabditida; Aphelenchoididae. The record is from the annotation of a GenBank genome assembly.
AUGGAUUUUCGAUUGCUUUCGUACAUCCUGAUCAAGUCUUCUUCCGCAGUCGCUGUUUUCUUUAACGUUUCGUUGCUGUACAUAACUUAUAAAAGCCGGAAGAUCACCACCUUGAAGGAGUUUAAUCAGAUCAUCAACAUUAAUGUCUGCUUGGAUCUCUUUUUGGUCUUGAAUAUGACAUUCAAUGAUAUUGUAAGUCAAAGUAUUUGAGCUCAAUUUGUUUGGCUUUGAAUUUGUGUGACAAAAUUUGGAAAUUUGUAAUCGCGUUAUGUGGAAAUCACCAAAAUUUUAAAACGUAAAUUUUAAAAAACCCCAUUUUUAGAAGGUCCAUCUGUAUUAUCUUUAUUCAAAAUUUAAGAAAAAAAGACUUUAAAAAUUGAAUAUUCAAAUUUUAUGCUAAUUUUUCCAAAAUUUUUUUUAUCUAUUAAUUUUUUGACUUCGUUUAUGUCUUUGAAUUAUGCUACACGAAUAUUCAAAAAUUAGAACAUUCAAAUUUUAAAAAAUUAGAAAAUUUCAAUAUUCAAAUUUUAAAAAAUUUCAAAAAUUUGAAAAUUGGAUUUUCUACACCCUAUGAUUAUGCAUAUUAAAAAUUUUCAGGAAAUCGCGAUCUCCGAUGGCCUGUUCUUUGUCUUUUCCAACGCGAAUAUUUGGCCCUUCCCCACUUGGCUCAAGUCCUUUAUCACCUGGAAUUUCCACUGCUGUUGUGGUCUCAGCGGUAUUUUUGGAAUUGUCCCUUUAUAUUACAGAUAUCAAACAUUUGUAAAGUAAGUAGUUUUUUAAUUUGCAAAGCAUUUGCGUGCAGAGGUGAACCCAUAAAACUGUACAAAAUGAUUCCGUGGAUCUUAAUCCCGAUUUGGAAUACGAGUUGGGCGCUGAUGACGGUCUAUCAAUUCCAACCCCGCAGACUCGACUAUGUGAAUGUUUUGGAUCCGAAAGUGUGGCCGGAUGCCAAGAAGAAGUUCUUUAUUGUGUCCGAUGCGGUAAGAGGGGACUUUUUAAAAAAAAUUUAGACGACACAAUGAGGAAAAUACUAUAUAACUACUGUAGCUUUAAGAUAUUUGCACAAAAUUUUACAUGGAUUAUGACUACAAAAUAAUUUUACACUUAGGAGGAUUUUAUCUUGCAUUAAGAAAAGGUUGACAAAAUAUGAGCGUUCUAAAAUCAAAAAGCAUAUUUAACAGCCUUUUUUAUUAUUUUUGCCAUUUUCACAACAAAAUUGACCUACUAAUUCAAAAUUUCAGGAAGGAGUAUUCGGUAAUAUUUACGGAGCAUCCUGUCUGAUCACAUUUUCUGGCGCUUUUAUGUUCAGUGGAUAUAUGAUCACGAGAGUUCAGGCAAGAAUGAGAGGGAACUCGAACGUCUCCGGGAAAACAAAAAAGAUGCAAGCCAGUUUCAAUCGGAUUGUCAUCAGUCAGGUGAGCUCAUGAUCAAGGAAUAUAAUAGUCUUUACCUUCACUACUCUUGAACAAAAAGAUUUAUUUGUUGGCUCACUGUUUGUCGCUCUGUUUCAAGAGUUUUUUGCUGUAAUUUAAACUUGUGCCGAAUAUGGCGUAUUUCUAUCGACAACUACAAAACAAAAGUUACAGUAAUUUUUUUCAAAAUUAUUUUAAAAAGCGUGGUUAAAAUUUUGUCCAAUAUACAAAAAUAAUUUUUGACGGAUACAUUUUGCAAUUUAAUGGUUAAAACAGUAUUUUGUAGUCGUAAAAAAACAGCAUCCCUUUUCAAUGUUGUAAUUUAUAAUAUUUUCAGCUCUUGCUUGCCGUUCUCCUCGGGAUCACCCCGGUUAUGGGAGUUGUAACCGAAAUGCAACUUAAACUCAAAAAUUCGAACGUCCACUUUGUCAUGCACACGUUCAUGUCGUUUCUGCCGGUUGCCAAUUCCCUCUCAACACUCUGCUUCUUCAAACAUUAUCGACGACAUUUCAUUAUGUUAUUGACCUGCGGAAGGAUUGACAUCAGUGGCGGAAGCAGUAGGAUUGAUGCAACUGAUUUCUCCAAGUCAAAGAUUGGCAGUCAAGUGAGCAUAGCUUGAGAUUUUCUGUGGAAGUCAAGGAUAUUUAUUGGGAUAACGAAUUGCAUACCUGAUAUUCGAAAUGAAACGAAUAAAUUUUUAAUAUUUAAAUUUGUAGUUAUAUACGUUAUAUGUACACUUUCUAUGGCUCAUGAGAAAUAUAUUUGAAAUAAAAAAUAAAAAAUUUAAAUAAAUUUGUUUAAUUUUUUAUAUUCAAAUUUUCUAAAAUACUCAAUAUGCAAAAAUUUUCCCAUAAAAAGAUUUGAUCGCACUUUGCAGAAAUAACAGAAUAUGGCAGUUUUUAAUUUAAAAAAUUUCAAAAAAAAAUAAUCUCUGAAACGCAGAGAAAAAAUCUCUUCCCAAAAUCAAUUUCGAAGUGUCUUGAUCCCAAUUUCAAACUGAUCCAUCCAACAUUUGACCCUUUAUCAGACGGAAAUGACAUCCGCUGACCGUGAACCCACUUUUUUCCUUCGGGAUGCGGUCGAAUGAAGGUCAUCAUCGUCCACCGUCCCUUCGGGAAAUCUGUCAUUCUUUUUUUGUGUGAAUUUUUUUCAGUAGAUUACCAGUUGUUGGUUUCGGAAAGAAGUUAGUAUUAGGAAGAAAAUUUUUAUAUUAUAUUUAUUAUUUUUAUUUGCAUUACAAGCCCCGCUGACGCGGGCCUUGACGCCGCUGUGCGCGCAAAGGUUGCCCAACGUGAAGUUGACUUGAUCGCAUGCACUACAGUUGAUCGUCCAGGCCACGCUUCGCGUGGCCAACAACGCGCUGACGCGCGUUAUACUGCCUCAAGCCCGGCACUUCUGUUAGCUAAGGGCCGCGCGCCAGCGCUACCUUUUUUUAACUUUGACCAAUCAACUGUUCUUAGGACUUUGCCUCGGCCUUCGGCCUCGGCACAGUGCGCUACAACACUCUACAGCAACAUUCAGAAGGUUCCGUAACCCACGGCGGCCUUCGGCCGCCGAAGCUUCCAAAAAAAGUCAGUUUGGCUCGGCCUUCGGCCUCGCAAAAUCAUUUUUUUUUGUCUUACUCCAUCGUUAUUGAACUUUGCCUCGGCCUUCGGCCUCGGCACAGUGCGCUGCAACACUCUACAACAAUAUGCAGUAGGUUCCGUGACCGACGGCGGCCUUCGGCCGCCGAAGCUUCCAAAAAAAAGUCAGUUUGGCUCGGCCUUCGGCCUCGCCGAGUCGUAUUUUAG